CUCUUCUCAAAUAUCUAGGGUUUGCUCUUCAUCGUUUCUGGACGCAGAUUUCUUCACACUGUAGGAUGGAAGAAGGGUGAAACCCUAGGCUUCAGAGUGUGAGAAUCAAAACAUUCGUUUAAUAUGUUCAUGGAGGAGGCUACAAGCAAUGGUGAAGGUACAGAGCAUAAUCAGCGAAAUGGUUUGGUGGAAAGUGAAGCAUUGAAUCAUUGGAGUGCUGGAGGUGGUGCUAUGGCUAAUUCUGCCAAUCCUAGUUCCAGAGAUAGUAAGAAGAUACAAACAUAUAAGCGGCGAAAACUUGGGAGAUCUUAUUCUGAUAGAAUUUCCAUGGAAGGUGUUAGUCACUCAGGAAGCCGGGAGUCUGUCUCUUGUGAACUAUAUAAUCAAAAGUUCAGCAUAGGAACCCAUCUUACUGGUGAACUCCCGAAGCUUUCCAAUCCAAAUAAAUCAUCAAGUGAAUCCAAGCAUGAGACCGUGACAGCCGGUUGCCAGCAUGUUCUGUCUCAUGUUUUAGCUUCAAAGGAGUUUGCAUCCCUAAAUAAGUUGCUUUCCGAAAAUCUUCAAGGGGCCAAGAUUGAAGACCUUACGUGCAGAACUCUGAUAGACACCAGGAUGAAAGAGGGUGUUUAUGAAGGUUCACCUCUGCUCUUUUCAACGGAUCUCCAAGAGGUCUGGCAAAAAAUACAGGAUGUUGGUAAUGAUAUGGCUGUUCUUGCUAAUAGUCUCUUAGAGCUUUCAAGGACAUCCUAUAAGGAACAGUUGAAGCAGUUCUACACUGGGGGAUCGAAGCCUCAUCCGAAUGCAGAGAACAUCAGAAAUGACAGUGUUUAUGACGUUUGCAAGCUAUGUGGAGAGAAGGCAGAGGCAAGAGACUGUUUAGCAUGUGAUCAUUGUGAAGAUAUGUACCAUGUCUCAUGUGCACAUCCUGGUGGGAAAGGGAUGCCAACACACAGUUGGUAUUGUCUAGACUGCACAUCUAAGGGAAUCGGAUCACCUCACGAGAAUUGUGUAGUGUGUGAAAGAAUGAAAACCCAAGGGAUGAUGGAGACAGAAAACAGAUCUGUUGAUACGAGUACAGAAUGCAAAGAAGAUUUGAACGAAUCUGAAGAGAAUUCAAGCUGUAACAUGAAUCACCACGUAGAGAUGAAUAGAGAUUCUGAACUCUGUAGGACCUGUGGAACAAAGGUGGAUAGUGGCGGAAAGUAUAUAACAUGUGAUCACCCUUUUUGCCCACACAAGUAUUACCACAUCAGGUGCUUGACUUCAAGGCAAAUAAAACUACACGGUGUUCGUUGGUAUUGCUCAUCGUGCUUAUGCAGAAAUUGCCUAACUGACAAGGAUGAUGAUAAAAUCGUCUUGUGUGAUGGGUGUGAUGAUGCGUAUCACAUCUACUGCAUGAGACCUCCAUGUGAAUCGGUUCCAAAUGGAGAAUGGUUUUGCACAGCAUGUAAAGCUGCAAUUCUUAAAGUCCGCAAAGCGCGUAAGGCUUUUGUGAAGAAGAUGGAGACGCUGCAGAAACAGAAAGGAAGAAAACCCAGGAAUGUCGAAGGCAAACCGCGAAGUAAAGACAAUGGAGAAUUGGAUAAAAGCGUAGGAGGAAUGGACAUGCUUCUAAACGCAGCUGACACACUGAAAGAUGAAGAACAGAUGACAUUCCAAUCCAUCAAAUGAAGGAUUAGAUUGAUAAGCAAACAAGCAAUACAGCUUCUUGUCUCAAAAGAUAUCGUCUAUUUUUUCAUCUACCUAACUUCAACCCUUUAAUAUUUGAUUCUUCUCCACAAAAGUUGUGUUCGUUUGGUUGCUAACUUUUGAAAGCAAGACAAAGGAUUCUGAAGGUAACCCUUCUAUUGAGAGUAAAUUCUUUUAAUCAACAGUGCCUUUUGAU
Molecule: messenger RNA, 1885 nt
Organism: Arabidopsis arenosa
Lineage: Eukaryota; Viridiplantae; Streptophyta; Magnoliopsida; Brassicales; Brassicaceae
Source: the annotation of a GenBank genome assembly